AUACUGCAAGAAGAAAACAUAAUAUUUUUAACACAAACAAACCUAUCCUUAAAUUUCAGAACUACAUAAUAAGAAACAUUAUUUUUACAGGUAUCACAACAAAAAAUACAUGGUUUACUUGGAAAUGCUAAAGAAUCAGCAAAUGUACAGGGAAAUAAUGUCGAAAAAUUCAUGAGAACAAAGUAUAUUUUCUUCAGUAAAGUACAAUGUAUAUUAAAAUAAUAAAUUUUUGUAUAUAAAUCAUACAUUAGUUUCAAAAAUGUUUGAACAAAUAAAAUAAAACAAAAUUAUUGUUAUAAUAAAACCUCGAAUAAAAUACAAGAUAAAUAAAUAUUUGUACUGUGGUUUUAUAAUUUACAUCUACCAAUAUUAUAGUCAUGAAUCAUGAAUAAGAGGUAUUUUACAUACUGUUAAUGUUAUUUUACAUCAUACAUUAUGUUAACUUAAUAAACUUAAAAAAAAAAAUAGUUAAUAAUCUAAAAAAAGUUAUAACACUAUUAACUCCUUGUAAAUUAACAUUUAUAAUUCUUUGUAGGUUUUUUCGCCAGUCUCUUGGAACGUCUAACUGUGGAAUCUACAUGUUCAACAAUUGCAGAUUUUACAGUUGCAGAAAUCUUUUCCUUGGACUUUGUUUUCUCAAUGUUUGUAUGAUUAUUAAUCUUAUUUGUCGUAUCACUAGUAUUUUUCUGAGUUUUGACAGCCAGGUCUUUUUGGUUUAAUUUAGAUACUUUUACUGUAUACGGAGUGACAACUCUAUUCUGGACACUUUUCUUAUGGCUUACAUUAUGGUCUACAAUUUAAUUGGAAAAUAAUUUUUCAGACAUUAUUAUUAUAAUAUUAUUUGUACAACUUACCAUUGUUUGAGUUUUUUGGUGUGAUAAAUCCAUUAUUGGAUGUAUUUUCAGGAGUUUUAAAAUGUAUAUUUUUACGCUUUAAGGGUUUUUGUAUUAUAGGAUCUUUAAGUGCAGGUUUUAAUGGGGAGGCUUGCUGAUCACCAAGAACUAAUGGUGUCAUUCCCGACCUACGAGCAACAUAUGAUAAUUCCAUGGUCUUCAAUAGCAUAGGAGUAAAACGAACAGGUUUUUUAUUUGAAGAAGUUGGUGUACUAGAAAUAACUAAAUAUUGAAUCAUUAUUAAAAAUGAAUGUAUCAAAUACUGUAAAUGUGUUGGUUUUAAUUACAUUACUAUUUUUACUGGAAUGUAGGUGGAUUGAAGGAGUGAAGGAGUAAAAUGUAAAACUAAAGAUUGUGUGAUACAAUUAAGAUUGGUGUGAGAACUGUCAGAUAAGAUGUAUUAAUGAUGUGGGAAACCAAAUAAAGUAGAGAUAAAAGAUAAAUAAAUAGAGCUAAAAAAAAAGGAUGGAGAUAAAGAGGAUAUUUCACUAGAAAAAUCAAAAUAAUGUAAUAAUUAAAAAAAAAAAAAACAUACGACAAGUGUUAUUGGACGAUUUCAUUUCAUAAAACUUUGAGUGAUUUGAAUCUUUAUCUUUUGUCUCAAAAUUAUUUAUAUUCUUAUCAUAUGGCUUUUUGUCUGUGUUUAAUAAGAAAAGAUGUAUGAUAAUAUUAGUAUACUUCAUUCGGUCACAAAUUAACAGUAUAAUUUUAAAUAUUAAGUUCAUAAAUAUGUAUAAAUAACUAUGGUAGAUGUAUAUUAUAUGUAUUAAGAAUAAUAUUAUAUAGACAUAAACCAUAAAAGAAAUUAAUCCAAACUUACUUUUAGACUUAAGUAAAUUAACACAUGAAGAACUGCCAAGGGGACGUUUCACUUUGGACACUCUAUUGAUAAUUUGUUUCGCAACUGGUUGUAUGGGGACCCACUUGUUGUUUUUUAGUAUAGCAAGUUCAUUGAAUUGGCCUUCUACUUUUUUAACCUAAAAUUAGACAUAGGUACCAUAAGCAAUAUAGUACAUAAAAUAAUAUUUGUGUUACAAUAAAAGUCACUAGACACUAAUUACCUGCAAUAAUAACAUAUCCCAAAAACCAUCCAAAUCAUCUGUGUUUAUAGGCAUUGUUCCAGAAUUAUUAUCAAACUCUUCUAUCAGCGAACGCAUUUGCAUAAAUUUGUCAGUUGUUAAAAGUUUUGUUUGUCCACAAACAACAUCUAUUUCAUCUUUGACAGACUAAAACAAUUGUUAAAGAUUAGUAAAAUAUAUAAACUAAAAAUUAUUUUUAUUAAAAUCUAAAAUAAAAUGUAAGUAAUUUAUUAUUAUUAUUAUUUUUUUUUUUUUUUGUAAAUUAAGUAAAUUAGUAUUUAUUCAGCAAUAUAAAUGUAUUAAAACCAUGACAAAAUAUGAAUACAAAUAUUUUCUAGGUUAAAUAUAAUAUCAAAUCAAAACCAAAUUUUAUUUAAAUACAAAAAUGGUUUUAACACAUCAAAUGUUCUAUGUUAAUCUAUAAAUACAUUUGAAAUUUCUUUUAAAUUGAUGAAUAUUAACUUGUAUAAAAUCAUUUAAAAAUAGUUAUAUCAUCCACAAAUUGGGGAGAUUACCAUAAUUAAAUAUUUAUCUAAACAUUCCUAAAAAAUUUACACACUAACAUUGCAUAUCCUAAAAUAUUUAUUUAAGUUAAAAAUACUUCUGGAAUAUUGCUGCCAUUUUCAAAAGAUAUCUUGGUCCAGUAUUCUAUUUUAUUAUGUAAUUCAGUAGUUUUUUCAUCCAAUUUUUUCCUAUAACAUAACAAAUACAAUAUUAUUAAUAAAUGAAUACUAAACAAAGUAAGUGUUAUAAUAAAUAGGUAUAUACAUUCUAAUCCGUACAAAAAUAAAACUAUAUGUAUUAAAAACAAUUAAAUACCUGUAGACAUCUGCGACAUUAUUAAGGUCAUAUUUGUUAUAAAGCUCAGAUAAUUUUGGUGGUUUAACUGCGAUUGGUUUCCACUUUUGUCCACGAGUCGUGCAAACAUAGGGACUUAUGACAACUUCUGGGAUUGGAGGUCUAGGUAAUAAUUGGUCCAUUGUAUUAUCUAAAUCUUCGACACCAUUUUCUCCUUGUAAAUUUCUAAUCAUUACCGUUGACUGUUUUAAUUUAUUAGAUGAUGGAUCAUUAUUUAACUGAGUAUUGAUGUAGCAUGCCUUUUCUUCUAAUUCUUUUAUUUCUUUAAUUGUACUAAGUUUUACUCGCAAUUUCUCAGCAGGUUUCAUUAAGGAUGUAUCAGCAGGAACACUGUUUAAGUUACUCACUUUGAGAGCUUUAGAUUCAUUUUUUUGGUUUAUUUUAGAUGUCUUUUUUUUCACUCCUUGAUUAACAACUACUUCUAACUCUUGGUCUAAAAAUUAAAACAAAAUUAUUAACAUCUAGAUAUAAUAUAUACCAAAUAUUAUACAGGUACAAUUAAAAUAACAUAUUACUUGAACAUUAAGUUUAACUUACUUUUGAUUACAUCUCCAAUUUUCUCUAAAUUCUCUCUUUUUUUCCCAAUAGGAAUUCUGUUUUCUUUCAUGUUAUAAUGAGGUCUAUAUUAACAGUAAAAUAAAACAUAUUUGUUUUAAACUAGGUAUUAGAUAAUUAACAUGAAUUUGUUCUUUAUAAUUGUCUAAAUUUUAUUAACAAAAUAUUAAAAUCAUUUUAAUGUUUAAUACAAUGUUAAAUAUAUAACAAAACAUAUACAGUAGUCACCCGAUAAUUCGAAAAAUUCCAUAAAUCGAACUAAAUGCCUGGUCCCCUGAGAAAACUUCUAUAUUUAGAAUAAAAUACAUGUAUUUCAGUUUUCUAGAUAAUUCAAAAUAUCUGCCGGUGAGUGUAGAUACUGUACAAUUCAAAUUUUUUUUUGCCAAAGCCUCUAUAAUUUGAAUUUCUUUAUUAUGUACAUACAUAUGUAUAAACUCAAAUAAAUUCAUUGUAACGAUUAUGUUACAAUACAGUACCAUAUAAAUAAUUUAAUAGACACUCAUAAUCAAACUAAUAAUGACGAUGAUAAAAUAUUGCAGUUUGUCUUAAAUCAAUAAAUUUAAAUUAAUUCUUUGACUUCAUCAUAAUCACUUUCAUAAUAAAUCUUAAUUAUAUCAUUUUAUCAAAAUAAACCUCUGAAAUAGGUAAACAGUUGUUGAAAUCAAUAUAACACAUAAAAUUUAUCACCCCUCUUUAAUCCGAAAUAAUUGUUUUUUUUCCUCCAAAAUUCAGUAAAUCGAAAACUUCUAUAAAUCAAAUUUUGUUAGAUGUAUGUAUGUGUGUUUUGUCAAGGGAAAUGUUUUGAAGAGCUCAACGUGUUACCGAGAAUUGUAUCGCAAUAAGAAAAAUGCAGCUCAACUGUCAACACUAGACUCAUUCUUUAAAAAAUAAAUAUUAAUACGUAAGUAAAUCUAAUUAAUAAUAAAAUUGUGCAACUAAAAUAAUUAUAAUACGUACAUAAAUUAUGUGUAUUAUUUUUUGGUAGGAACCUAUUAUAAUACAGUGAAUGUAAAAAGUGUUUCACUUGAAGUUUUUUUGGUUAACAUCGUUUUCCAGGAACCUAACCUUGAUGUUAGGACUUACUGUACAAUAAAAUUUAAAAUGUCAAAAUUAAAAACUAGCAUGGUUUAACUUUAUUGAAGAACAUUUUUUUAAAAAAAAUUUACACACCUACAACCUUUAAAAAUACUUUUCUCUAAAUUUCAAAAUUUCUAGAUUUCCACAAUUUAUGUUCUAAGUAAUAAUGCUUUGUUGCUUGACUGAGACAGUCAAUUUGAGUAAAGUGUCUUCUUGACACAAAUUAACUUUUUUUGUUAAAAUCGUUUUACCAAUAUUAAAAUAAAUAAAUGUAAGCAAUAAUAUUGGUUAUAUUCUCAGUGAUCAUAUCAAAUAAAUGUGAUUAAAUGUUAUGGUCGGUACUUACCCAAUAUAUUUGAAUUAAACACCUAUUAAACAACUAAUUUAUAAUGCAUAUCUAUGUUGGUAUUUAUGAGUUAGGAAUAGAUAAUAAAUUUAUUUUAUAAACAUUCUGUACCUACCAGGAUACCUACCUACUUUAUGGAGAUCAACACAUGGCAUACAAUGGUCGAUAUAAACACAGUACAAAAUGUUAUUUUUUAUAUUUUCAUUAACACAUCUACAAGGUUACCUACAUUUACUUAGAUAGGUACAUUUAUUCUGAAAUAAUUUAUCCAAAUAUUGGUUAGAAAAAUAAAUAUUAAUUAAAUACUUAAUUAAUUGGCAACCUGUAAUGUAAAAUCUAGACAGUUUUUUGAUUAAUUUAAAAAGAACCAAAUAGGUAUUAGAUACCACAUAAAACUUUUCCAUAACCGAAAGGUCAAUAUACCAAGAUUUCUUUUUUUAUCUACUAAUGAAAUGUUUUGAAUUCUAUGUACAAAUACAGGCACUUAAAAAUACAGUCGAUUAAAUAUACAUAAAAUAUAAUUAUUUUUCGUAAUAAAAACUUACUUUUUCGCAGUCAUUCUGAGAAAGUACGAGCACUAAGGUAACAAAAGGAGUUAUAAAACAACGUAGCAACGUAUACAAUCGACAAACGGAAAUCAAAAAAAAUGUUAAUACCUAUUAUAAAAAUUACGUUGAUAAUAUAAUUUUAUAAAUGGCGUUCACAUUACGUUGAGAAAAAGGCAACAACGUCCGACGCCAAAAAAACUAAUAGGUAAAACACAUUCAACUAUUGAAGAUCAAAACAAAAUAACAAUAGAUAUUAGGCGCUUGCGACCAGGACAGUAUUUUUUUUCGAGUACAGCCAAGCCGUUGUCAAAACCGUUAAAUUGAAUUUCGGCCAAUCGGCGCCCAUCUUGGAUGACAGUGUUAGUAGAUAAUGCGGCAAAAAAAAUGUUUCAUUCCGUGUGAGUCAGAAACUUAUAUAUUAUGUGGUGUUGGUGAUAAUAGUAAUGGUAUUAACCAGUGUUUCACAUUUUAAUCUCACCCACGAUUCAAGAUAGCUUAUAGUACUAUGUAUUAUAAAUAUGGGUUGCAGCACAGAAUUAUGAUUAAAUAAUUUAACUCUGGUUUGUAGCCAAAGGAGGAUUAUUUAUUAUUUGUAUUAUCCACCUUGGUUGGAGCCAUAGAUAAUGUAUAUCUGUAGUUGUACCAUGGCUUACAUUCCGUGGUUAUAGCUAAAUUUUUAAUUAAUAAUUUUUUCUACUGUAUGUCUCAGACCAGAUUAGCUAGUUAACCUAACCAAUCUCGUUAUUUUCUUAAAUUCAGCAGAUGCCGGGUUGGUUCAGCCCAGGGCGUUAGACUAUUCAGACUGUUCAGCCGCUAGAAUUGUGUUCUUAAAUUCACUGUUUCUUUAAUCCACUAGAGGAGAGGUAACCAAACUGAUUAUAUUGUCUAUGGUUAUAUCCCACUGGACCUUAGAUCAUGAUAUUUUUAAUUAUAUCCUGAGUUAAUUAUAUUAUGAUCACUGAUAUAGAUAAUAAUCUAGAUUACUAACUGGUGAUAACAGCAGAUGCCAAAAAAAGCCAUGUUGGUUUUAGGCUCUUCAGUGUUAUCAUAACUACGUAAUACCUAAUCUAUCAUUUAGCGGGACGUAUUUCAAAUCAAAUCGUACCAAUUACCACAGAUAUAGUUAAUAAACAUAGACUAAAUUUUAUUACCUACAUACAUAAAAACAUAUUACAAUGAAAAAUAAAUUAUGCACGUAAAUCAUUAAUCAAAAUGAUAGUAUAAAAAAAUAAGAACAUUUAUAAUUAUUAAUUAAUAAUAAACAAUAUUUGAUAAGUAACAAUUAAAAUAAAACAAAUCUGAUUUAAAUAUGAUCUAAAAAUAAAUUAUAUCCAACACCCUUAAAAAAACAAUACAAUAAACAAAUGAGCAAAUGCAUUUUAAAUGUUAUGAUAUUUUAACCUAGUGUCUUGACUUUUGUUUGCAAAAGUGUAAGUAGUGUAUGUAAAAUGCCACUAACUUGUGCUUGGAUAUGCUAAUAGCUAUGUCAUGAUAUAGUGGUUUUUUUUCAAGUAUGUAUAUGUGUCAGUAAUUUUCAAUAUAAUCAUCUAUGCAUACAAUUUUAUUGCAGUGUAACAAUUAUUUUAUCAAAUCUUUUUUGUAUAGAUUUCCAAAUAAUAAUAUAGCUAAAGAAAAAUGGAUAGCUACUAUAUAAAAGGCAAAAUUUUAUUCCAACAUAUCACAGGAUGUGUAAUAUUCAUUUCACUAACAAUGAUUUUGUUCAACGGCCAAAUAUUAUAAAAUAAUAAAUAUAAUAUAAUAUAAUGUAAUAUAAAUCAUUACGUUAAUUAUUCUUGAAAAUAUAACUGUGUUUAUGAAUUAUGAUAAAAUUUAUCUGUGUAUAAUCACAAUAUAAAAAUUGAUAAAUUACCAUAACCUUUAACUAAUAUGGUGGAAAAGCGGUGUCGCCCGGCUUGCUUGUGAAUUUUUACUAUAAAAAAAUAGUUAGAAAUUUAGUUUAUUAUCUAUAUCUGUGAUCAAAGACGUCUUUUAUCGUGUUUGUAUCACAAUCCAAGAAGACGAAAUGGCUCCUAGGUUCAUGACGACCAGGAUGGAGGAGGACAUUUUUGUAUGGAUGAUUUAUUUAAAAUAGUUACAAACAAAUGUCGUCAGAGAGCGUUGUUUUAAUCCGGCCACGCCGAGUACCUAUCUAUUUUUUUUAUCUAUGAUUAUGGACCUACGGGACCAUACCUACUGAACCUAAAAGUUAUUUGAUAACUGCCGAUGCCGACUACUCAAAUACUUGGUAACUCGAAUGUUUAUUGAACACGCAAUAUGAUUCAAGAUUGAACGGGUAUAUUAUAUUAUUACUGUUAUAGGUUUAAUUCAACUUCCCGUGUAGACAUGGCGCACAGAUGAUCGUCGAACCUACCUGUAGUUUACACAUAACACAACUCAUUGCCACCUGUACAACUGAGACGACGCACUACUGCAGCCAGCUAAUAAAACAAAAACGCCCGUUGCCACUGCUGAACAUGAUCGUCGACAAUUUUGAUUAACGUCAUUAACUACGAGUAUGUAUAAUUUUACUGUGAUAAUAACAUGAUGGCCAAAAGUAGAACAGCGAUUGCAGAUUUGAAACAACUAAAAAUCAAUUCUGUCGAAUAACUUCCUCCUUAAUACACCAUCUCUGUACGAAAUCAACUAAGGUAUCGUUUACUAGUCUAUAUUAAUACUGCUAAUUGUGGACUUUUUACCUUUAUGUAUAUACACAAGAAACAAAAAUGGCCUUAGACAAUCUUAUUGAUUCGGUGUCACUUUAUGUGCCUCGUCACAUUGCUUUUCAUGGGGCAAUUUUUCCGUUUGUUGUUCUCUAUUUCUUAUGGUCGUACAUUUGUUUUUCUUUAAAUGAUAUUGGGGAUAUUUAUUUUAUUGGUAUUUUCGCUGUUGCUAUCGCCCAAGUAUUAUGCUCACUCUGCUGUUACUGGUCUGUAUCGUUCAGAUGUCUGCUGUCAUGUCGACGUGUCACUUCUCCAAAGACAGCUUCCUUGGUCAAAGUAAUCCCAAUACCGAAUAAUGGAUUUACAGAAUUAGUGGUAUUAAAAAGGUUCAAAGAUCAAGACCUACAGACUGUUACAUGGUUUAGAUACCAUGAAAUCAAAUAUUUGUGGAAUGAUGAUAAGAAAUGUUUUCAUUCUUUACAAUUUCCAAUUUCUAAUACAAUUGAACAAUAUAUUAAUUGUAAGGGAUACACUAGUGACGAGCAAUUGGCAAAAUCUAUACGAUUAUAUGGUCUAAAUGAGCUUUAUAUACAAUUGCCAAAGUUCAAUGAUUUAUUCAUUGAAAAAGCUACUGCUCCUUUUUUUGUUUUCCAAGUAUUUUGUAUUACGCUGUGGUGCUUUGAUAAAUAUUGGUACUAUUCUAUAUUUACAUUGGCAAUGUUAGUACUAUUUGAAUUUACUUUGGUCAAACAACAGUUACGUAACAUGGAUGAAAUCAGAAAAAUGGGCAAUAACUCAAUUGAUUUGUUUGUAUACCGUAAUAAAAAGUGGCAACUCAUAUUAAGCGAUGACCUAACGCCCGGUGAUAUUGUUUCUAUUACCCGAGGUCAUGAUGACCAAACUGUUCCUUGUGAUUUAUUACUAUUAAGGGGCUCAUGUAUUGUAGAUGAAAGUUUAUUGACCGGUGAAUCCAUUCCACAGAUGAAAGAACCUAUUGAAAACAUUAGCGACUAUAGUAGAAAUUUAGAUUUUGAAACUGAUAAAAAAUUGCACAUUUUAUUUAGUGGCACUAGAGUAGUUCAACAUACUUCACCUAUAAAAUCAACAUCAAGUAUACGUGCUUCUCCCGACAAUGGAUGUAUUGCUUUUGUUUUACGAACAGGUUUUAAUACAUCACAAGGUAAUUUACUCCAAACAAUAUUAUUUGGUGUUAAGCAUGUAACAGCAAAUAAUCUGGAAACUUUAGCGUUUAUUUUAUUUUUAUUAAUUUUUGCCAUUGCUGCAGCAACAUAUUUAUGGAUUAAAGGAACAGAAGAUCCAAACCGAAGCCGUUAUAAAUUAUUCCUUGAAUGUUCUCUCAUACUAACUUCUGUUAUACCACCAGAGUUACCUGUGGAAUUGUCAUUGGCCGUGAAUUCGUCGAUUUUGUCACUUUCAAAAGUCGGAAUAUAUUGUACUGAAGCAUUUAGAAUUCCCUUUGCUGGCAAAGUAGAAAUAUGUUGUUUUGAUAAAACUGGCACAUUAACCAAAGACGAUUUAAUUGUUGAAGGUAUUGCUGGUAUUAACAAUGAAAUGAUGCCAAUGGUACUUGCUCCUGAACAUACUAUUCAAGUUUUAGCAUCUUGUCACUCAUUGGUUCAACUAGAUGACACCUUAGUAGGUGAUCCCAUUGAAAAAGCCUCAUUGGAUGCUAUAAAUUGGUUACUGUGCAAAAAUGAUCUUAUUGUGUCAAAAAAUUCAAAGAUGCCACCAUUAAAAAUAAUGAGUAGAUUUUAUUUUUCUUCAUCUCUAAAGAGAAUGUCUGUUUUAGCUUCUUAUAAAUGUCCAAAAACACAGAAUAAGGUUGUGUACAUAGCUAGUGUGAAAGGUGCACCUGAAGUACUAAAGUCAAUGCUAAAAAGCAUUCCAAGUAAUUAUGAUUGUACAUAUCAAGAACUGGCCGGAAGAGGAGCUAGAGUAUUGGCACUAGCUAGAAAAGAAAUGAAAUUUGAUCCAGAUGAUGUGAAAAAUUUAAAAAGAGAGACCUUGGAGUGCGAUUUAGAUUUUGUUGGCUUUGUAGUAGUUUCUUGUCCUUUAAAACCCGAUUCAAAAAACGUUAUUAAAGAACUUCAAGAGUCAUCGCACAUGGUAACUAUGAUAACUGGAGACAAUCCAUUAACUGCGUGCUAUGUAGCUAAUGAAUUAAAUUUUACAAGAUCUCAGAGUUCCAUAAUUUUGACACUAACUGAAGUCAGCAACAUGUGGUAUUGGGUAAAUGAUAGAAACAAAGUUCAAUUUCCAUUGAUUGAAAAUAUUAAGAAACUAGUUGAGUCAUAUGAUUUAUGUUUAACAGGAGACAGUCUUGCUUAUUUGAAUAAAAAUCAUAAGGAUGUAUUGAAAAAAAUUUUACCACAUGUAUGUGUAUUUGCUAGAGUUGCUCCAAAGGAAAAGGAAUUUAUCAUUAUAAUGUUGAAGGCGUUAGGGUAUUGUACUUUGAUGUGCGGAGAUGGUACUAAUGAUGUUGGCGCUUUAAAGCACGCUCAUGUUGGUAUAGCUAUACUCGCUAGAAGCUUUGAAAAAUUGAAACCUAAAAAAAGUUCGUUAUCCAAAAUAAGAAAAUCCGGAGAAAAUGUUAGCGAUCAAAUGAAACGUUUAAUGAAAGAAAUGGAUGAAGAAUCUGUGACCGUAGUGAAAUCCGGGGAUGCCAGUAUUGCUGCUCCAUUUACUAGUAAAUAUUCAUCCGUGGCAUGUGUAUGCCAUGUUAUCAAACAAGGUCGUUGUACAUUAGUUACAACAUUACAAAUGUUUAAAAUAUUAGCGUUAAAUGCAAUUAUUGCUGCUUAUAGUCAGUCUGUACUUUAUGUUAAAGGAAUAAAGUUUAGUGACUCUCAAGCUACUCUGCAAGGAUUGUUGUUGGCUGUUUCAUUUUUAUUCAUUUCAAGGUCAAAUCCUUUAAAGAUUCUAUCCAAACAACGACCUCUGCCAAAUAUAUUCAACAUUUAUACAAUACUGACUGUGAUGUUCCAAUUUAUAAUUCACUUUUUUAGCUUAGUAUUCUUAGUCCAGAAAGCUGGUACAUAUGUUGAACUUAAGAGUGAAAAUACUACUACAUUUACUGAAACAUUUAACGAGACAAUUACAAAUUCUUCACUGAUUUUAAACGAUAGUCUAUCCACUGUGACAAGUUCUCCAGAACAAGAUAUUGUAGAAGAAUUUACUCCAAACAUAGUAAAUAGCGCAGUAUUUAUUAUCUCCAUGGCAUUACAAAUAAGUACUUUUUCUGUGAACUAUCGAGGAAGACCAUUUAUGGAAAAUUUAUCAGAAAAUAAACCAUUGCUGUACAGUACAAUUAUACAAAUUUUGGUUAUAUUGUGUUUAAGUAUGGGUACAAUUGAUGUACUAAAUGUGCAAUUUGAAAUUAUUCAAUUCCCUUAUGAAUUUCGUUUAGUUCUACUUAGUGUACUCGUAUUGGAUUGUUUUGGUUCUUUUGCAGUUGACAGAAUAUGUUUAUGGCUAUUUGGUGAGGGUAAAUUAAAAAAAAUACCUAUAUAGUAAUUUUAUUAUGAGAAGUAAGUACAUUUUUUAAAUGUUGGAAAAUUUUUUUUUCUUCAAAAUCAUUUAUUUUGUACUGUUAAAUGGCCAAAUGUGAUUAUAAACUUUAUAUUAUUUAAAAAAUAGAAUAAAAUUUAAUUAAAGCCUUUUUUCAUUUAAAUUAAAUUUAUGUAUUGUUAUAAUAAAAUACAAAAUUGUUUCUAAAUUUUAAACUUCUGAAAAUGUCAACAUAGAAAAUCAUUAGUAUAUUUAUGUUAUUAGUGUUUCAUUGUAAUAUUACUAUACUAUUAUGUUGUUGAUAAUUAAUAUAAGAAUGAUUUAAUUUUUAUUUAAUGACUAUUAUAUUUUGUUUAUUUAAGCAUUAAUGUUCCUUUCAGUUUUUUACAAUAAAAUUGGCACAUUUAUUACA
This is a messenger RNA of Cinara cedri, 11956 nucleotides long. NCBI's taxonomy places the organism in Eukaryota, Metazoa, Arthropoda, Insecta, Hemiptera, Aphididae. The record is from the annotation of a GenBank genome assembly.